This is a messenger RNA of Acytostelium subglobosum LB1, 726 nucleotides long. RefSeq lists its product as hypothetical. The transcript is spliced from 2 exons. NCBI's taxonomy places the organism in Eukaryota, Evosea, Eumycetozoa, Acytosteliales, Acytosteliaceae. The annotation marks the transcript as partial. The record is from RefSeq and is a predicted model, not a curated record.
CGAGCACCGUUGACAUCACUCUAUGUCUGGGGUGCAUCAUGGAGAGGACAAUUGGGUCUAGGCGACAAUGUAACAUCAUGCUACACACCCAAGCGCAUGACCGCAUUGCCAUCACUCUUGUCCAACAACAUCAACAUAACAACAGGAUCAUAUCAUGCAAUGUUAAUCAACAAGGUGUGCAAUGGAUGGGGUCACACCAUGGUCUUGGCUGAUGAUGGUCACCAAUUGCUUACCUGGGGAUCAAACAUGCAUGGACAAUGCGGCAUUGGAGUCAAGAGCUCAGAUGUCGUGAAGACUCAGCCCAUCAAGUCACUCGACCCUGGCAACAAGAUCAUUGACAUAUCAUGUGGCUCAGCUGCAUCUAUUGCCGUGGUGUCUUCUCAAGAUGGCAACGACACAUACAUCUGGGGAUCAUGUGGAGAUGGAAAGCUGGGCGGCAAUCAAACUAGCGAUCAGCUGACGCCAGAGAGGAUGCAUACACUGCCACGAAACGUGAAGCAGGUGUCCUUUGGCACCGAUCAUUGUAUUGCCCUGUGCUCAGACAAUCGAAUGUUUGGCUGGGGCUUUGGCCAGCAUGGUGCACUGGGCGUAGGCGGUGCAAGCGAUCAACUGCGCGUCUACAAGACACCCGUGGAGAUACCAUCGCCAGAGCUGGACAACAAAGACAUCCUGCACGUUGAAUGUUCGAUUGAUACAUCAUUCGCGAUCGUCAGAGACAGAGAAGUA